This is a messenger RNA of Dibothriocephalus latus, 215 nucleotides long. The record is from the annotation of a GenBank genome assembly. Lineage: Eukaryota; Metazoa; Platyhelminthes; Cestoda; Diphyllobothriidea; Diphyllobothriidae.
AUUUGCAAUUAUUGCGUUGGCCAUGUGCUUCGGCGUCUCCACCAUCUUCAUUGCCAUCUUCCUCCUCGGCUCUGCUGCACUUCGCAUUCGGGAAUUCAUCCAAAAAAGGUGAGUUCCUGCGUGAGCGUACGCCCAUGCACCUGCUUUUUUGCUUGCCGUGCUCUGUUUUUUUUCUGCGGUCUUUUCCUUGCCGCGUCUCCUUUGAGUGGCCUUAG